Molecule: messenger RNA, 993 nt
Organism: Rotaria sp. Silwood2
Lineage: Eukaryota; Metazoa; Rotifera; Eurotatoria; Philodinida; Philodinidae
Source: the annotation of a GenBank genome assembly
AUGCAUGUUCAACUUUUUAUUUCAUUAUACUUGUUUAUCUUUCCUCUAUCAAUUCUUGCUCUAUGGAAUUAUGGUGAUUUUGGACCUGAUGUUUGGAGUGAUGAAUAUCCAUUAUGUGCUGGAUAUUCUCAAUCACCAAUUAAUAUUAGAACAACAUGUACAGUUUAUCAAUCAUUUGUACCUUUUCAUUUUGCAGAAGAUCAUAAUGUUUCACAUAAUUUUACAUUGAUAAAUAAUGGUUAUUCUAUACUUGCUAGAUAUACAGAAAAUGCUCUUCCAUCUUUAAUAUUAACUGGUGGUGGUUUGAAUGGAACAUUUGAAUUUUUAAAUUUUCAUCUUCAUUGGGGUGAAAAUUAUAAAUCUGGUAGUGAACAUCAAGUAAAUGGUGAAAAAUAUGCUGGUGAAAUUCAUUUUGUUUAUAUAAAUCCUCGAACGCAUCAAUUAGCUGUUCUAGCAAUGUUUAUGAAAAGUAGUCGAAGUAUUCAUAUGAAUGAAUCAAUAUCUUCUCAUCGAAUGAAUACAAACGAUAGUUAUCCCAUUGAAAAUAAUACAUUAAACGAAUGGGAAAGAUAUUUUUCAAUAGCUAGAACAUUACAACAUGCAAAUAUAUCAAUUGUACUUAACUUAAAUUUAGCAAUAUUAAUGGGUACUAAUUUAAAUGAUUUUUGGAGAUAUAAAGGUUCAUUAACAACACCUCCAUGUACGGAGGACAUUAUUUGGACUGUAUUUAAAAUUCCUAUUAUAUUUACUGAAAAUGAGUUGAAUAGUUUUCGAAAAAAUAUUUUUUUUGAAGAUUAUCGUGGUCCACAACCAUUAUACAAUCGAACUAUAUAUCGAAAUUUUAUAAAUGAAACAAUAUUGUCAAUAUCGGAUUAUAGUUGUUGUUUGAAAUAUUUAGACAAUGAACCAAAUAAUUUUAGUAUAAGAUUAGUAAAUAGCAAUGAUUUUUUAUUUAUCUUAGUUUAUGUAUUACAGAGCUUUUAUGUUUUCUAA